Molecule: messenger RNA, 5835 nt
Organism: Lagopus muta (rock ptarmigan)
Lineage: Eukaryota; Metazoa; Chordata; Aves; Galliformes; Phasianidae
Gene: TASOR
Product: transcription activation suppressor
Exons: 24
Coding region: 177-5306 (1709 amino acids)
Biological process (GO): negative regulation of gene expression, epigenetic; protein localization to heterochromatin
Cellular component (GO): heterochromatin; nucleoplasm
Molecular function (GO): chromatin binding
Source: RefSeq, a predicted model, not a curated record
GUCGGCUGCCGCCAUGUUAGAGAGCGGGGAGGGGGCGGCGGGGCUGCCAUAAAGAGAGCGGACGGAGGGGGAGCAGUAGCGGCAGCGAGCGCUGCAUGGAGCCGGGCGGGGGUAGCGUGGUGGGCGAGGAGUAGAAGGCGCGGGCUGUCGCGCUCGCUUUUCGGCGAUAGGAGAGAAUGGCGGAUGCCGCGAUCUCCAGCGGCGGCGAGACGGAACCGGAGCAGCAUCAGCGGACGGAGAAGAGCGGCACGGGCCUCCUCGGGGUGGAGAGCAAUAGAGCGGGAGCCGCCGAGGACGCCGCACAAAAUGGCGGACGGUCUGAGGAAGCGCUGCCGGUGGCUGCAGUCGCUGCAGAGGACGAGGUCCACCCAAACCUCAUCACGGCCAGCAGCAGCCAGCGCAGGAGCAGCGUCCCAACGGCACGCGACCAACAGCCGCCGCCCAGCGACGUGCCGGGGGGGCCGCCCCCUCUCCCUAAGCCCCCAGAAGACGUGCCUGUUAGGAGGAACUUUCAGAUCCCCAGGAAGAACAGAGAAAAGAAAGCACUUUUUCAGCCAGUAGCUGUGGGUUCCCGAGAGUUUGAUGAUGUUGUGAAGAUUCUGCAUUCAUCUUACUUGGAACCCAGUUCAGUGUCCAAUUUUAACUACAAGAGAGCCAGCUUAGUUCACAAUGAGCUGCUAGAAAAGGAGUUCACAGAAAAGCGCAGAGAGCUGAAAUUUGAUGGUCGCCAGGAUAAAGAGCUUUCUGAAACCUAUGCAUUUCUGAUGGUUGAUCGAGCUCAGAUCCAAAGCAUAUGUGAAAAGGGGCUGCAGGUGGGCCACUCCAAAAUAGCAAUUCUCGGCAGUCCUUCCAUGGGUAUAUAUAUCUCCAGGUAUGCUGAUUUAUUGCAACCCAAUCCUCUAGAAAUUGGAGCAACUGGAGAUGUGAUUAUUUUUAAAGUAAUAAAGGGAAAAAUGAAGAGUAUAUAUGACCACAUAGGUAUGAAAGCAAUGGAAUCAACAGUGAAGAGUGCUUUAGAUCCAACACCAAAGCAUGAGUGUCAUGUCUCAAAGAAUGCACAUAAAGUAACCUCCUUGCUGGCUUAUCGAGCAUAUGAACUUACUCAGUACUAUUUUUAUGAAUAUGGCUUUGAUGAGAUAAGGCGAAGACCAAGGCAUGUCUGUCCUUAUGCUGUUGUUUCUUUUACUUACAAAGAUGAAAUUGUGCAAACACCAAAAUUUCUGCCCCCAUCAAGAUCGAACAGCUUCAAUCCAGAUAGAAGUACAGAUAAAUUUAACUAUACGUUAUGGAGGGGACAGCUCUGGAAUAAAGGCAAACUUUUAUGCCAUGUUUCCUUGAAGUCAGCAGUACGUGCUUUCCUUCCCUGCAAGCUACCUGAGAAACUCGACCUGGAAAAAGCUGUGAGCAUUGACCAAUUGAAGAAGAAAGUAUCACCGCUGUUGUUCUAUAAAGAAACUUAUGUAGGGGCAAAAGAAGUGUUGAGAAAUGGAAUGUAUAGUAGCCUUUAUGAAAUUGUGGAGAAGUCCCGUUCUGGCAGUCACUUGGAGGGAUUACUUCAAAAGCUGGAAAAAGAGAAACUUGUUCUUGUAAAACCACUUAUGGACAGAGGAUUUCUUCUUCUUCUUUCUCCUUGGCAAAUGGCAUCCCCUUAUGACCAACAAACUGGACGAUCUCGCAUGUUAAAUGCAUUGUUUUUGUUUCCAGAGCCCAGAGGUGUAACGAGCUCAGCACAAAAAAGUGUUCCAUGUGGAACACAGAAAAACUCUACUACUGUGAUCUUGCACGAAAAUCAGAUCAUUCCAGAGUUCACAAAGUUUAUUCAGUCUCUACAUUUUGCUUUAAUCCAGUCUCGUAAAGAUGCUAGUGCUGAUUUCAAUACUGUUGUGGAAAAGUAUAUAAAUGAGUAUUUGAGAAGAUGCCAUAGUGGCUCUGGAAAAUAUAGAGAAUUUGUCUUAUAUCGGUAUGAAUCACGGUUGGAUGACAAAAAAUUUCUUUAUCCCGCUCCAAAAAAUAAAUCUCACAUCGACAGCUGCUUGCAAAACUAUAUUUUCAGUUGUGCAGCAUAUCAGCUACCUGUUUCUAGAGCUAGGGAGCUGAUGGAGGGAAAUCGAAAGCAUCAGCAGUUCAGUCCCAUCUCAGAUUAUGAAGCUCUAGAAGAAGAUUCUGAAUUUGGGAAUGUGAAAAGUGGGAGAAGAAUCCAUGCAAAAUACGAGGCAGCUGCUGCCAAGCGAAAGUUCCCUCAUCUUGGGGACUAUGAUCCAGAUAGACUCAAAGACCUCAUUAACUUAAUCCAGUGUAGGAAAAAGAAUGUAGGUGGAGAUUCUGAUUCUGAGGACCUUAGAAAUAAAAGUGGACUGAAAAGAAAACUGGAAAGACAGCCUGAAAAUUUGCCAAAACACUUAAAAAUGAGUGAAUCUUCAGAGAACAACUGUCAAUAUGAAGGGGGCAGAACCUCAGAGACACCACAGACGGUUUUCUCCAUUAUUUCUGGUCUCGGUGGACACGAUACUGACUUGAGACAUCAGGAUGCAUCUGACCCUGCUGUUACUGACACACAUGGCCUUGUUAAACUGCUUUUAGAAACAAUAGCUAAUUCAGGACACUCGGAUUCAUCCUUGGCACGGUCUGUAAAUCAAGCUUUAAGACUAAACGCUGAUGAAGUUGAAGAGGAUGUGAGACAAAACUAUGAAUAUGAAUCCAUUCCAGCACAGGACAAAGAUGAUCGUGAGCUUCCUGAUGCUGCUCAGGCUGAACCUGUGAACUUUAAGGACCCUCAGAGCCCUGUGAUGCUGGAGACUGAUCCUGCUUGCUUACCCUUUGCUAUCGAUGUUGACCUGCGGUUUCCAGCCAGUGAAGUAGGCCUUGAACACACACUUGUAAAAGAAGCAAGCACUGGAAGUGUAAGUAGCUUUGAAGACUACAGUCCCUGUCCUAGUACACCUGUAGAACAUGUUUAUCGCAGGCAUCACUCCAGCUCAAAUAACACAGAGGUUGCAAUGCCCUGGAGACUUAUUCCAAUUACGGGAGGGAUAGGAAAAGAUCAGGAGGACCAGCUGGAAAAAUAUGAAGAUAAACAAACAGGUCUGAAAUCACCAGAAGAACCGCUGGUGUGUUUACCACCAAAGGAUGCCUUCCCCAGUGACCCCCGGGUAAUAAAUAGACAGAGAAGUUACGAUUAUCAGUUUCCAUACUCUCCAUUUUCAGACACGCAAAAGGGGACAGCAGAAGAUGGACUUUAUACAAGACAAGUGGAGAAACUUGAAGAUGAAUGUGAGCUAGCAGAUCACCCUUUUACAACACAGCAUUCCAUAAGUGCAAUAGUAGAGACUGUAAUAUUAGAAGAAUACAGUCUCUUUGUAAAAAAGAUUCAGGAAAUUUUGCAGGAAAAAAAUAUUUCUUAUGUGAGUGGUGUGUUCACACCAGUCAUCUUGGGCCAAGAGAGGAUAAUGAGAUUUUCUGAAUAUGUAUGUUUACAGACAUCAGAGGUUUCUGUGCAAGAAUAUGUGGAGACACUGAGUGAGAAAAUGAAGAGUGUAGUUUUGUCCUCUUCGUGCACCAGACGUACUCCAUCAAUUUACUGUAGUCCUGCAUCAGCAGAAGUAGUUCAGAGUGCUGCAGUGAAGCCUCCACCCAAGGUGUUACCUGUCUGCAGGGACUCUGACACGGCGCUGUUAACAGAGCAGUUGUGUAACAGUGUGGUGGAAGAUGUUGAUUCUGUUGAGCAGCAGUCAGCGAGCUUGUCCAUAGUGAAUGAAGAAGUAGAACACGUGAGUGCUAAAGCAGAAGCUGUGCUGACGUCUGAUCAGACACCUUCCAGUGGUAAUUGGAUGGAGUCACCAGAAAAGACUCAGAAAUCCCCGGAGAACUUAAACAUUUCAAACCAACCAGCUCUUUCUGAUUUUAUCAGCCAGUUAAAACCUGAAGUUUUUAACAGUUUGGUUGAGAUUAUUAAAGAUGUACAGAAAAACACUGUGAAAUUUUAUAUUCAUGAAGAGGAGGAAAGCAUUCUCUGCAAAGAAAUCAAGGAGUAUCUUACUAAGUUAGGUAACACAGAGUGCCAUCCAGAACAGUUCCUAAAAAGAAGAGCUGCUUUAGAUAAACUGUUGAUAAUUAUUCAAAAUGAAGACAUCGACAACCUCAUCCAUAAGGUACCAGGCUUAGUAACUUUGAAGAAGCUUUCUUGUGUCAGCUUUGCGGGUGUCGAUAGUUUGGACGAUGUGAAAAAUCACACUUACAAUGAACUCUUCAUGUCGGGUGGCUUUGUUGUGUCAGAUGAAUCUGUCCUUAAUCCAGAGAGCAUCACAACAGAUAAACUAAAACAGUUCUUACAGUUUCUGGAGGAUCUCAGUACCCCAGAUGGAAAAUGGCACUGGAAAGUCCACUGCAAAAUGCAAAAAAAACUUAAAGAGCUGGGGAGACUGAAUGCUAACGCCCUGAGUCUGCUGACCCUGCUGAACACCUAUCGGAAGAAGCACUUGGUUGAAAUUCUGUCUUACCAUAACUGUGAUUCACAAACUCGAAAUGCACCAGAAUUAGAAUGUCUUAUCAGGCUUCAGUCUCAAAACAUACAACAGCGACACGUUGUCUUCUUAACAGAAAAGAAUCUCAAGCCACUUUCAAAUUAUGCUGAUAAUGGCAUAGUUGUUGCUACUGUCGAUGACUUCAUGCAAAAUUUUACAAGUCUUGUUGGGUAUCACAACUCAGUUAAUGAAGAAGACAGCCCAUCUCCCUCUGCUCAGGAAAGACAAUCAGUUUAUGUAGAAAAUGAUGUAAAGGAUGAGGAGGACAUGUCUCUGGAUUCAGGGGAUGAAGCAUCACAAAUAGAAAUCUGCAAUGAUGCCUCUAAAUACGAUACCCAUUUGGAAACUUUGCAGACUGAGACCGAGAGCUCACAGGGAGUAGAUGCAAAAAAGAGCUGUGUGUCAGAGUUAUCUCCUGAAUCACGAAAGAGUUUGAUGGAAAAGUCUUCUAAAAUUGACAUGGAAGAGAGACAGCCAGUUACUCCGGUUUCUACAACGCGCUCUGCUGAAGGAGAAAACCACAGUUCAGUUGAACGAGCUCCUUUCAAUAAUUUCCAGGUUUACAGCAGACCAUUAAACAUGUCUCAUCAGUUCAGUCACUUUAAUGUGCUCACCCAUCAGACUUUCCUGGGAACAACAUACCCACCUUCUACAAGUCAAAACCAAGAAGGGGGCAGUUAUUUUCUAUCUGCUUACAGUCAGAGCAGGGAUACAGAGAAAUCGUCACUGCCUGGUGGUUGGGAUAAAAACUGUGAUUCUUCCAGGCCAUAUUCAAAACGGAAAUAAACUUGUCUUUUUUAUAAGUUGCUGUGGACUUCCUGUUUCUAAAACGUUGGAUUAACAAUUUCUAUUUUAUUCUGGAACAAAACAUUUCUUGUCCUUUAUCUCAAAGUUUUUUCUGAUCUUAUUUAAACCGUGAUGGCCUGCACCUGUUGGAAGCAUCUGAAAAUUGAAAUAAAUAUAUAUUUUUAACAUUUAUUGUACUUGAAUUAUCUUGGUUGUUGGCACUUUUAAGUUUCUACAUUUGUAUUUGACCUGUACAUAGGUUUCAGUUUGAAGUCUGUUUUAAUGUAAAAUUGAAUGUUUGCCUAAAAUAUAUGAAAUGGCGAGUUUUUUUAACUGUAAGUAUCCAAUUCACUUUUCUUUACAUAAAUAUCAAAACGUAUGUAUUUAUUUGACACAAUUUUGUACGAAUGUUUUUACAUAGCUAUAAGGCAGUGUAGUUAUUUUAUUUACUGGAUUUUGGCAAAAUACCUCAAGUAGAUUAACAAAUGGUGCAGUUCCAUUACAGAAACAAAAUAAACUGUUAAUGCAC